This is a messenger RNA of Polyodon spathula (Mississippi paddlefish), 1199 nucleotides long. It is a transcript of the gene dnajc9, whose product is annotated as DnaJ (Hsp40) homolog, subfamily C, member 9. The transcript is spliced from 6 exons. The coding region runs from base 145 to 912 and encodes 255 amino acids. Gene Ontology annotation, molecular function: heat shock protein binding. The record is from RefSeq and is a predicted model, not a curated record. Gene Ontology annotation, cellular component: nucleus; cytoplasm. Lineage: Eukaryota; Metazoa; Chordata; Actinopteri; Acipenseriformes; Polyodontidae.
GACAUCUACGUAUUACGUCUAGCGCCAAAUUUUAGUUGUCCGAGGACUGGGAGAAGUGCUGCAGAGAGGAGACGAAAAGACUGACACAGAAAGCCGUUCCUGCUUCUAGCUGGGUGUGGAAGGCUGCUGCUAUUCUAAUAUAGAAUGGGUCUCCUGGAUUGCUGUGAGGUGCUGUUUGGCACAAGUAACCUGUACCAGGUUCUUGGGGUGGAGAAGGAGGCGUCUGAGGCAGGGAUCCGCAGGGGCUACUACAAAGUCUCUCUCCAGGUUCAUCCAGACAGGGUCCCUGACAAUGAGCAGGCCACAGAGAAAUUUCAGGUCCUUGGAAAGGUGUAUGCAGUAUUGAGCGACAAGGAGCAGAGGGCAGUGUAUGAUGAACAAGGCAUUGUGGACGAAGAGUCUGACACCCUGCGCCAGGACCGCUCGUGGGAUGAGUACUGGAGGCUGCUGUUCCCAAAGAUCACGGUGGAUGACAUUAAGGCGUUUGAGGCGAAGUAUAAGGGAUCAGAGGAGGAGGCUGAGGAUGUCCGGAAGAGCUACAUGGAUCACAAGGGGAAUAUGGACCGCAUCAUGGUGUCAGUGCUGUGCUGCACCUACGAGGAAGAGCCUCGGAUCCGGGAGAUCAUUGAGAAAGCCAUCGCUGCGGAAGAGCUCCCAGCCUUCGAUGCUUUCACAAAGGAGUCCGAGAAAAAGAAGGCGGCCAGAAAAAGACAAGCUAACAGGGAGAAAAGAGAAGCAGAGAAAAUGACAAAGGACAUGGGGUUAGUCGAUGGUGAGGACUCCCUGAAAGCACUUAUUCAGAAGAGGCAGAAAUCUCGUGAACAGGAGACUAACUCGUUUCUGACAGACCUGGAAGCAAAAUAUUGCAAGAAAGGAGGGAAGGGAAGCGCUGGAAAGAAAGGGAAGAAAUGAAAACUUGAUAAGAGCACUUUGUAAAUAGUUUAAAACGAAAAAUAUUAAAAAGCACACUUUUUUCUUCCACCUCGUUACAUAAAGGAACACUUUCCCCCGCCAUGUUGUGAUGCCCAGUAAAUAAUUAAUUAUGCGACAUCCAACUUUUCUUGUUGUUUAUGAUGACUUUUCUGCCUGUUUUGACAGAGAUGCAGUCUCAAGUAUUAGUGUUCAGAGCUGAUAAUUGUAUUUGUGUAUACAUGUUUCUCUUUAUUCAAUUGUAGUUUUUAUAAAGUGUUCUGUUUUCA